AUGGACAGCACUAUCCCAUGCGUUCGUAUGAAUGACACAGAAGAAACAUUAACUGAAAGUAUUACAUCCUCUACUGUUUCGCGAAAUUCAACUCAAACUAAAGGUGCUGACCCAUCAGCUAUAAGGUCAAUGCUAGGGGUUAAACCAGGCAACCGCUCAGGACUUUCGUCUCCUGGAGAGCUUCGCCGCAUGUAUACAGUAACAAAACAGUCGAGCAUGCUAAUGGGCGUUUUAAAAGGUGCUGGAGAAGGCAUUAGCGCUGCUAGCAGUACCUAUAAUACCCCCAAUGGCUCAGAUUCAAGUGUCGCGACUGAUUCGAACGUUCAAGACAUUGGUCUUCCGUUACGAAAUGAAUGCUUGACUGGCUCUAUACCCAUUCUGUACACUGCUUCAAACGAUUCAUCUGGCCAAGGAACACCACUAAACGCCAAAUCUCGUAAGCGUGAAAGUUCCAUGGCAUCCUCACUGAGUGGAUUAAACACCAGUCCAUCUGGGAAAUUUACUCCAACACAGAUUGGUCGCCAUAAACCUUCAAAUAGCAAUUCCAUAACUCAAAGUGCCAGUCAGCCUACAUUGGUAUUGAGUAAUCCCGAGUUGAACAUGGAUAUUUUUGACUCGAAAUAUCUGGCAGAAACACAAAAGCUGAUACCCGAAAUGGAUAUUUUGGGCCAAUCCAAAAUAAGAGACACAUGGAGUGCAAUAAAACAAAAGCGGAUGGAGAUGUUAGAAACAGUGCUUGCUAAAAUAUCCCAUCCAGUCCUGGGCAUCCAACAAAAAAAGAAAAUGCUAUCUAUUUCAAAAUAUACAAUGAGUUUCGCCGGAUCUGAUAUAUUUGACUGGCUUGUUGCCAACUGCAGAUUUUUGGUCAAAGAGGAAGCACUGAAAUUUGCACAAGAACUGAUGGAUUGUGGAUAUUUGAUAUCCACCGAACACGUUGAAAAAUUCGAUGCUUAUGCAUCUCAAUACGUUAUUCAGCAUCCAGCAUUUUGGCCUACGCGUGGUGGUUUACCUAAUGAUUAUGACUAUACAGUCAAUUUGCUCAAAAGAGGAUUACGCAACAAUAUUAGAGAUAUAUUAAAGUUUUACGAAGAGGAAAGAUUGGAUAUACUCAGGAAAUCGUACCAUACUGUGUGGUAUGAAAUGGAGGGCAAAGCCUUAUUUGAGCUCAAGCAUGAGAAAGGCAUGAAGGCGGGUGAUCGAAGGAUGUUCAGAGUUCAAGAAGCUGCAUUUUGGAGACUUCACAGAUCUGCAGAUUCAUUGACAGAAAAAGAACAACUUAAAUUUCUCGAAAGAAAACUGGAACAGCUUCAAGUAUCAGUCACUCAAAACAGACUCAAAAUCUCCGAGACUUGUAAAAGUAUUGUACAUCGAUGCAAUAUUUUUAAAGCAGUUGAUGCUAUGCUUAGCGCGUGUUCUAACCCAUGGAUUCAAGACGAUCCAUUAUUAUGGGAUGUGGUGCGCACCACCCCUAGACGAUGUGAUGUAGUCUUGUGGUGUUACUCUUUGGAGAAUUUACUAAACGAUCCUUUAGGCUUAAAAUACUUUAACGAUUUUCUAGCAAAAGAGUUUUCACAGGAAAACUUGCAUUUUUAUCUGAAAUGCCGCGGCAUGGGCGAGGCAGCAUCCAACAAAGAAUUCAGCGACCGCGCCAUACUCACUUACCUUCAAUUCAUCAAAGUAGGUUCACCAAACGAACUUAACAUUAAUUCUAAUACCCGAUUGGCCAUUUCCGCCAUUUUUGAACCAAAGGACAGUCCCCCACCAACAAAAAUUCCGUUUGAUUGCUUUGAUGAUGCAUGCGAGCAUGUGUUUGCACUAAUGGCCAAAGACUCCUACUCAAGAUUCUGCAACUCGGACACUAUUCAAGCUCUUUUGGAAAAUUCCCCAGUUAUAUAA
Batrachochytrium dendrobatidis JAM81 is the source of this 1896-nucleotide messenger RNA. RefSeq lists its product as uncharacterized. NCBI's taxonomy places the organism in Eukaryota, Fungi, Chytridiomycota, Chytridiomycetes, Rhizophydiales. Gene Ontology annotation, cellular component: cytoplasm. The record is from RefSeq and is a predicted model, not a curated record. Gene Ontology annotation, biological process: regulation of G protein-coupled receptor signaling pathway; intracellular signal transduction; G protein-coupled receptor signaling pathway. The transcript has 8 exons. The coding region runs from base 1 to 1896 and encodes 631 amino acids. Gene Ontology annotation, molecular function: GTPase activator activity.